CCACAUUGUCAUUUCCCCACAAGUAGGAGGAUUCUGCAAAAAUUCUAGAUCCUUCUUAACCCCGAAGCAUCCAGACCUCUCUCUCUCUCUCUCUCUCUCUCUCCAUUUCUGUAUUUCUUCCUCGCUCCAUUUCCGCCUCCUACCCCUGCACUCUCUCUCGGCAAUUUUUUCUGUAUCUACUUUCUAUCUCUGUCCAAACCAAUGGCGAAGUACGGAGAAGGCGACAAGCGGUGGAUCGUGGAGGAGAGAGCCGACGGAGCCAACGUCCACAACUGGCACUGGGCGGAGAAAGACUGCCUGGAAUGGUCCCGAACCCUACUGUCCAAGCUCCUCUCCAACCUCACCCUCCUCGAAGGCGAAGGUGGUCUCUUCAUCAAGACCAAGAACGUGGACAAGGUGGACGGCGAGGCUUACGUCAACAUCCGGAAGGGCAAGAUCAUACCCGGCUACGAGAUCUCCGUCACCGUCUCCUGGGAAGGCGAGGCUAGAGACUCCGACGGCAAAUCUUUGAUUAAUGUUGAAGGGGCGGUGGAGAUCCCAUACAUCGCCGACGAGAACGCUGACGAGGACCCGGAGUUGAGAGUUACGGUCAGGGACGAAGGACCUCUCGGCAAGAGACUGAAAGACGCGCUCUUGGCGAAGGGCAAGCCGGUAAUUUUGGAGAAAGUUAGGGUUUAUGUGGAAGCUAUGUCGAUGGGAGGGCCGGCGAAGGACGAAUUGGAGGUGAAAAAGACCCAAUCUUCCGUCGACAAGUCUGCGGCGGCGGCGCCGGCAUAUCCGGCGGCGAAGAAAGAGGUAAAGAAGGAGGAAGCAAAGAAGGGGACGAAGAAGGGGUUCAAGACGAUUUCGGUGACAGAGAAGUUUAGCUGUAGGGCUAGGGAUCUCUACGAGAUACUGAUGGAUGAGAAUCGUUGGAAGGGAUUUACGCAGAGUAAUGCGAAGAUAAGCAGGGAAGUUGGUGGGGAGUUCAGUAUUUUUGAUGGGUCGGUGACGGGGAUGAAUGUGGAGUUGCAGGAGGCCAAGCUGAUUCUUCAGAAGUGGCGGUUCGCUAGCUGGGUUGAUGGUGUUUUCUCCAUGGUCCGGCUUGCUUUUGAUGAACCAGAGCCUGGGGUUACUGUCAUCAAGCUGACACAGACUGAUGUUCCAGAGGAAGAUAGAUAUGGGAAUGCUACUGUGGUGGAGAACACCGAAAGAGGAUGGCGGGACCUUAUCUUCCACAAGAUACGAGCGGUCUUUGGUUUUGGAAUAUGAUUCCUUUCAUGGACAAAAAUUUUAUGAGAUUGUAGAAUUUUCAUCAUGAGCUCAUCUUUCAUUUUAAUUAAUCCCUGCGAUUCAAAUGGGAAAUCUUAUUUUAAUUUUAUAAAUGGGCUGUGAUGAGUGUUGCGGAUGCAUUGUGUUUGGAAUACCAGUGGAUCAGUUGUAUACCCUUCAUUGCCUUGUGCUUUUAGUAAUCCACUGGACUCUUCUAACUCGUCA
Messenger RNA from Malania oleifera, 1476 nucleotides. RefSeq lists its product as uncharacterized. NCBI's taxonomy places the organism in Eukaryota, Viridiplantae, Streptophyta, Magnoliopsida, Santalales, Ximeniaceae. Bases 202 to 1251 code for a protein of 349 amino acids. Gene Ontology annotation, biological process: positive regulation of ATP-dependent activity; protein folding. Gene Ontology annotation, molecular function: ATPase activator activity; protein-folding chaperone binding. The record is from RefSeq and is a predicted model, not a curated record. Gene Ontology annotation, cellular component: cytosol. The transcript is spliced from 3 exons.